AUGCCGCUCAACUUGGACGGAUAUCAGUGGCUUUUCCGCAAAGCGUCACAUGCGACUUCCGACAUGACCAUUCUGAUGACACCCAUGAGUGGCAAAGUGUUUGAGAUUCAAGAGAAGCUGAAGCAGCAGAAGGAAAACAAAAAGAAAUCAAAAGAUCCGAUGAAACUGCUGGCUGAUGAUACCAGCAAAACGAAGCGCGCCCCCAAGGCAAAAGCCGCUGGAAAGGCGAAGGCAAAGGCAAAGGCAAAGGGCAAAGCCUUCGAAGAAGUUGAGAAUGACGAAGGCAAAACAGAAUGCGAGGUCAUGUUGAACGGGGCGCAUGGUGUGCUGACCAGGGACAAAUACUUCGUGGACUGCUUGGUCAUGUGUGUGCGGAGCGCCAUCCGCUCCGCCCGUGCAAGGCUAGGCGCAAGCACUGGCGACCUCCCGGCUGACACGGAAAGUGGACAGCUCAUCUACGACCAGAUGGAGCUGUCCAUUCUCCACGAGUGUGUGCGUUACGGGCUCGCUUUCUGCCACACGAAGGAAUUCUUCUUGAAGCGAAGCCACAAAAAGUGGUCGUCGAUGCGACCUGUGCUACAGACUCACGCGAUCCAAUUGUGGCAGAAGGCGGCGAACUCAGCAAGAACGCUGCUCACAAGUUCUGGCACGCGUCCUUCUGACGCACAACUUGUCGAUCAUCUAUCGGAUGCUUUGCUGCUGCCAUCACCCAGUGCAAGCUCGACACGGACCGAGCUAGCUAAUGUGUUGCAAGCCCACGAGUCAAAUGCUCUGGAUACACUUUUGCCAGCACUGUUCGCGUGGCUUGACAUGGAGAUUUCAGCUACCAAGCUUACAAAUCCCUUGGAAGAGCAUGUGUCAAAACACCUGACAAUGAACAAGAUCAUGGUGCAUUGGGAAACCCUUUGCAGCUGUGGCGAGCACAGGACCAACAGUCACACAUGCUUGGUGCACCAACCAGAGGCUGAUGUCAUGGACUGCUUGUUUCAAGUCUGUCAGACGGUUUGUGCUGAGCUGCCGCCGGCAGUCGCAGCAGCCGCUCAGAUCAUUGGCCGCCAAACUACGAACAGCUGGGGUCGUCUGCCAUGUGCAUUGCGUGAGCAUGCUCGCAGCGAGUUUGUGAAUCAGGUGUUCACACUCAAUGCCGUCAGUUCAUUAGCGAAGCUACGAGCUAGCUACGUCAUUGAGGCUUGCCUGCUUGCAUUGCACGGGCGCACUCCCAUGCCAGCUGAACAGCUGAAGAAGUUGGUCAAAGAUCACGAGACUGUGUUCUGGAAGCUUGAUGCGUUGUGUGGGAUCGGACAUGCUGAAGCUGAGAUGUCAACUGCCUACUGCAAUGCUUUCAGUAUGCUGAUGAGUAAGGGAAAGUUCACCAUCGAGGAGGUGACUGAUGAUGCAACGAGUACCAAGAAGCAGUCUACUGGCGUUAAUGGCCCAACAGCCUCCACAUCCGCUUCCGCAUCCACAGGCACAGGUGCCCAACGCGAAGUCAACAAAGCCGAUGCUGCUGCUUGCGCAGCAGAAGCCUCACGGCUGCUUUCGUACACAGCGGUAGGGGACUUGCCUUCCGAAAUCGACUUCUCGAAGGGUGGCCAAGGCCUAUUGCUGAGAAGCAUGGAUCAUGAAGAUUCGGCAGAAGUUCCAGAGGGUGAAUCACAGUCACCGCCACCGCCGCUGUUGAAGACAACCGAGUCGAUCCAUGCCUUUCGACUUUCACUGGCAGCCGAGAUGAUGACGAGGGCAAGGAAGUAUGAGGAUGAGAACGGCUGUCGCAAAGCCGUGUGGUUCCACAUUGUGACGCAGGAGAAAGGCGACAAGACCACUACAAAUGUGGAAGCACUACUUCUUCUUGAUGAGUCCAACGAGAAGGUGUCAAAGAUUGUGCAAGAUGCAAACGUCGCCCAGAGAGAUGGUAAGCCGAGUGAGACAGUGCGAGCCUGGUUGGGUGACGUCACGACAUCUUCCUUCAGGGAGAAGUUUCGAUUGCACUUCUGGGGUGACAUCAGCUUCUUGGCCUUCUUGGCGGUUGCCCAGCAUGACGUGUGCCCUGCAUGUGUGGUAGACUUAUGCUGCUGCAGCAGCCUGCAGCGUUUUCCAAGGCAACGAUGCUCCGUUGAUUUCGAAGCCACCCAAAAUCAUGACGACACAGGUGCUUUGUGUGCAGAAUUGUGGCAGGCCAUUCAGGUACAGCGUCCUGGCUGCAUUGCAUUCACCGCAUUCGCUUUGCUUUGA
This is a messenger RNA of Symbiodinium natans, 2232 nucleotides long. NCBI's taxonomy places the organism in Eukaryota, Dinophyceae, Suessiales, Symbiodiniaceae. The record is from the annotation of a GenBank genome assembly.